CAAAUCUUUUAAACCUCUAAUUGAGGUGAUGGAGGAACUAGGGAUUGAAAGAUGAACGAAUCCAAAGAAGAGAUUGGGGAACGAAUAAGGAUUUUGCCUGAGAUUUAAGGGUUUAUUAGAUUCAACUUCAAGAAGGCCAAAAUAGAGAAGACACAGUCCAAGGCUCUGGCUUCGAUUCUACGACCACCAUAAAGUUAUCACUCAACUCGUCAAUAAUUAAAUAACAUGCCUGAUAAUUUGUUAGGAAGAGAAAACAAAAUAAUAAUUGCAGGGUCUGGGCUGGACCGAGUUUAGGCCGAGUUUAGGCUCGUUAGUGUUAGUUUUGUAGGGCUUCCUUGUGAUUUGAUUGACAAGGGAACUCGGUAGAGAAAAGAAAAAAAAAUCUAGACUUUGCGAAUUGUACUCUGAAACCUCGAGUCCAAGAUCGAGGUAACUCGCCAGAUUGUUGCUUACUUUGUGGUACUUAGGUUUUUCGUACUACCAAUGGCUGGGGUUAUGCAGAAGUUCCUUAUUGCGUCGAUGUUCAUGUGGAUCCUACCUAUUGCGAUUCUAUAUGGAUUCAACAAUGAUUUGCUUCCUGGUUCAACCACAUUGACUCCACAUUCUCUUACACUACUUAGUGGAUUUCUUGCGGUGGUAUCAGUCAAUGUAGUGAUUGUUUUCUACAUCUGUUUGGCCUUGAAAGAACCUACGGAUAAACACAAGCCAGACGCUUCCUUUGUGGCAGAGGCCAAAGAUAGUGUAAAGAAAUUGACAACAGGAGUCACAAGUACAGACCCUGCGCUCAAGAAAGAAGAGUGAGCAAAACCACAUCCCCUUAUUUGAAAACAAGGAACAGCGUCGAAAUCGCGUCAGAUGGAGCAGAGCUCAGGUUCUUGCAAUGUAUUUAUUUUGUAACUGCAGAAGUUUCUUGGCUGCUAUAUCAUUCUGUAUUGUUACAUCUGAGGGUUUUUUGGUGGUUGAGCAGAAACAUACGCCAUUUUGAUGUUGAACAGAGUCGAGCUGAUGCUUUAGGACAAAAGUUCUCAAAACCUUAACAGUUGUGACUUGUCUAAUUUUAAGCAAGUUAUCUGUUUUUCCCCA
Molecule: messenger RNA, 1083 nt
Organism: Camelina sativa (false flax)
Lineage: Eukaryota; Viridiplantae; Streptophyta; Magnoliopsida; Brassicales; Brassicaceae
Biological process (GO): vacuolar proton-transporting V-type ATPase complex assembly
Cellular component (GO): endoplasmic reticulum membrane
Source: RefSeq, a predicted model, not a curated record